Messenger RNA from Trichogramma pretiosum, 1500 nucleotides. RefSeq lists its product as uncharacterized. The transcript is spliced from 8 exons. The record is from RefSeq and is a predicted model, not a curated record. Bases 265 to 1500 code for a protein of 411 amino acids. NCBI's taxonomy places the organism in Eukaryota, Metazoa, Arthropoda, Insecta, Hymenoptera, Trichogrammatidae.
UCACUUUUUAUUGUAUGUUUCGUUCUUAUAUACGAAAAGUACAUCAUUUUAAAUUCGUUAUGUUGGUACUAGCCCGGCAGCCUCUACCAAGCAGCAACGUGAGGAGACCUUAAAGGCUCGUUUCCACCUUCUUUUCACAACUCUGAGUAUGAACUAGUGAUCGGAUUUCCUUCCAAGUCGUGGUUGUGAUACAGUAGACAUCUUGAAAGUUACCGAUUCCGCCUGAAUUUCAAGUUAGAUAUAAACAAGUUGUAUGUGGCUAUCAUGUCUGAUUUCUUUGUAAUUGUGGAAUUGUUAAUUGCAAAUGCAAGCAAUGAUAUUCUCCCAAAAGUCAUUGUUCCUCAGGCAUACAUUGAAGAAAAAGGGGAUAAAACGUUUGUUAAAUAUUUACCUCCACCAUACAAAGCUGAGGAUAAAGAAUUCAUUGAAGGUUUUGUGAAAGAGAAGCUUCAACCACCACCUAAUUUUAGGUUGAUCGAAUGUCAUGUUUUAAAUUUUGCUGCUACAUACCAACUAGCCAAACUUUAUUUGCAACCCAUGCUAAAUAAACCAUCAACCAAUGUAAGUUUAACGUCAACUUCAACUCAAGAUCUCCUUCUGAAAGUUCCAGGUUUAGGUGAAAAUUUUCAAGGAAAAGCUGGAAAUGUAAGGAAGGAAACUUCUAAAUCAAAUAAAAGGACCUUCAAGCCUAAUAUCCCUGAUUCAGCUAAGAGAUUUAAACAAAGUAAUGAAUCAAUAGAAUCAGGAUUAACUUGCAAUUCAGAAGCCAACAAUGAUGCCGCACAUAUUGUGCAAAAAGAAAAUAUCUCCCAAAAUGCACAGAAAGAUAGUGAUCUUUUCUUGAAUACUGUUGAUGCUCCGUCUACUUCAAAUGUAGGCCCUCGCUUUGCUUCAGCAAACACAGCUUCUAGUAGAAACAGAGCAAUUAUGAGCCCAGAGUUAAUUGCUUUAGAAAAAAAUAUUAAAAUUUUGUUGGAAAAAUCCAUUUCUUCUAAAUUGGUAGAUUUGCAAGUGCAGAUACACGAAGUAAAAGCACUUGCUGCUGAAAGAGCUUCAUCAAAUCCUCUGAAUAAUAAUAUACUGACAUGGUCUGAGUAUAUAAAAAAACACGACAAUAUUAGUUUUCCUAUUGAUUCAUUACAAGAUUUUGAUCGAUUCAAUGUUCUCCUUCAACAAAAUGAAAAUGAUAUUUUCACCGAUACAAUACAUCUGUUCAAGUGUACGACGUAUGUCGCAGAUGGCCUAAAGGCCAACGUGUACGUGCACUUAAAAAAAUUUAUAACUAAUAAUGUUAUAAAAAAUUAUACGUGCCAAAAACAAUCUAGCAAAUUUCCUGAAAAAAAAAUAUUUAUCAAAGAAAAAUUUUAUGAGAGCUUACGAGAUGGAUUUUAUGAAUCGUUUGGUCCUAUUAAAGAAGUAAAUCUAUGGACUUCUAUCAGUGCAGCUUUUAAUAAUGCUCCAGAUUGGGCUGGGGGUCGCGAUGAAAGAAGACCAAACUAA